AUGUCUGGCAAGCAGGCCCCGAUCAGCCACCCCAACAGGGAGGAAAACAACUUCAUCCUUUUUGGGGAAUCCCCACUGGCACCAGAGCACAUGGACGAGCGGCCGGACGAGCCGAGAGGAUCAGGCCAGCGGCAACAUCAGCAGCAGUCGUCAGGGCCGGUAGGCCGGUCGUUGUUCUACCAAGCCAACAACGUCCUCCUCGAGGCACAGGCGGUGCUUCUCUUCGACGCGCUGCGCAAGACCAACCGCACGCAAGAGAACCGCCGCGAGAUCGGGGAGCUGGAGGAGGACGUCCGUAUCCUGCGCCAGGUCAUGGCGGGCCAAGACUUCCCGCCGCUAGUGCAACACUUGGAUGGCAGCACUACCAUCCCGACCCAGCCGUGGAUUCACCGCUGGCGGGACCUGCAGGGUGACUACCAUGUCACCCCCUACAAGCCGCGCGACACCAACCCGGCCGGUUAUGCCUACCAAGCCAGGCCCAAUGGCGCACGGCCGCUGCGCCAGGCAGCCAAAACCCUCGACUGGCAGCUCCACAGCAAUCUACGACGCCAUCUGCCCGACCUGGAAUGGUGCGUGGUGUGCGGGGGCUGGCACUACGUCCAGGAGGUCAGGAGCGUCGACAUUUUGCUGUGGGAGGCAUUUGGCGACGAGGACGGCCUGCUGCCGGACGAGUACCCCACCGAGGGCCAAGCCUCGGAAAUGCCGUCGCUGCCCAUGUGCUUGGAGUGGGCGCAGCUCUGGGACUGGGGCAUCAUCGCCUUUGUGCCUGGCCGCACGCCUGGCAGCUGGAUGACCAAGGUCGUGCACCCAGACUUUGUCCAGUUCAUGGCCAGGAACUACCCUGGCGCCGAGGGCCGCCAGCUCAAGAUGAGCCCGUCCUGGCGGCCCAACCCGCGCCACCUGUAUCUGCGCUGGGCAGUGGCGGAGCUGCUCCGGAUCCACGACGAGGGCGCCGCGCGGCCCAUCGUACCUGCCCGCGGCGUCCUGUUCUGGGAGAGCGGCAUCGCCGCCUACGAGACGGGGCCGCUGGGCUGCGACAUGACCAUGUUCAUCACGUGGUUGGGGUGCGAGCUGGCGGGCCUGAUGCCCGAGGAGACGUACGUGCUCUUUGAUAUACCAUCGGAGCUGGCACUCCGCGCCAAGGACCAGCUCGACAAGCAAUGGGCCAGGCACUUUUGGACGCCGCGGUUCAAGAGGUUCGUCGACGCGUACCUGGAGUGGAAUGCUGCGUUCGGUAAGACCUUGGAGCAGUACAGGCAGCAGAUGGGGAUCUCCUCCGGGGUGAGCCGGAGUGAAGAUGUCGAGGGGGAGCAGCGGCUCUGGCAGGUCCUCAAGGGGAUACUCGGAGAUGAAGACGAGGAGCCACAGGGUGGCGAGGAGCAGGAGGGGAAUGAAGGCGAGGACGAGGAGGUGGAUGAUGAGGAAGAGUCUGGCGAGCAGACGGAGCAGCAGGAGGAGGCUGGUCAGGUGGACGUCGAGACGCCAGAGGAGGGGCCUGACACCACGGAGGAACAAGAGACGGAGAUUGAGGAUGAGGAGGAUGAGGAGACCGACGAGGAUGCUGAGGAACAGCUCGAGUUCCAAAGCAGUGGAUACGACGCCGACGUGGAAGGGUCCUUUGAUGACUCGGACGAGCAGGAAGGAAGCAACUGGAACGAGACCACCGACGAAGAGGUUUGGUUCACAACCAGCGAGGAGGGCGAUGAUCCUUGGAACCUCAGCUAUGAGGGUGACUAG
Messenger RNA from Pyricularia pennisetigena, 1737 nucleotides. RefSeq lists its product as uncharacterized. The coding region runs from base 1 to 1737 and encodes 578 amino acids. Lineage: Eukaryota; Fungi; Ascomycota; Sordariomycetes; Magnaporthales; Pyriculariaceae. The transcript has a single exon. The record is from RefSeq and is a predicted model, not a curated record.